Molecule: messenger RNA, 597 nt
Organism: Hibiscus syriacus
Lineage: Eukaryota; Viridiplantae; Streptophyta; Magnoliopsida; Malvales; Malvaceae
Exons: 1
Coding region: 1-597 (198 amino acids)
Source: RefSeq, a predicted model, not a curated record
AUGGCUAUGUCUGACCAUUCUACGAUUUCUCUAAGUUUGGAGGGUCAUUUCCCUUGUUGUUCCACUAGGAGAGACUAUUUUAAGUUUGAUGAGUGUUGGGCUAAUAAAGAUCAAUGUCGGCAAAUUGUCAAACAUGUUUGGGAGAAUACCGAUGACCCUUUCUCGGUUAAAGUGGGGAAGUUAGGGGAUAGGCUUAGUACUUGGAAAUGGGUGAGAAGAGGUCAAGAAAAGAGGGAUGAGAGACGUAUUAGAAGCCACAUUCUUCGGAUUGAUUCAGGUCCAGUUUCAGAUGAGUCAUGCGAGCAGCGUAGGAAAGCGUUGGUUGAGCUGAAGGACAUCAUGGAUAAGGGUGAGAAGUUUUGGCUUCAAAGAUCCCGUGUUGCGUGGCUUAAAGAUGGGGAUCGUAAUUCUACUUUCUUCUAUUCUAGAGCAAAUGGACGUCGUAAAAAUAAUUGGAUUGAGGGGGAGGAGAGUGAAGGGGGAAUUUGGUGUGACAAACUGGAGGAUAUUUUUGGUGUUGCAACAAGAUGUUUUUCCUCUCUCUUUCGAUCUUCCGAAUCGGCACCUGACGAUGAGAUCCUUCAAGCCAUUGCUUGA